UGAAAAGUGUAUUGAUUUUCCGACAAGCCCUUAUCACCCGCUCGUCCGUUCAAGUGCCCUUUGACGGUUAGGUUUUCUUGUUUACAAAUUCAAAAGUACCUAUAAUACCUAUAAUUUUGAUUUUAAUUCAUCAGUUCACGAAGAGUUGAUGGAAAUCAUACCUAGAAUAUAUAGCAAAUUAAGUUUCAUGUCUUCCAGUUGAACUCUGUCAACUUGCAACUUUGUUAGCCUUUACUUGUGAUUAUAUAGCUUUACACAAUUCGAAUUGUAUCGAACGAAACUAAAGGAGACAAUAUGGAUUAUUCAAAUCGGGUGAAUAUAGACCAGCCGAAAUGGGAUCAAUCCCAAUACAUAGGAAGAGCAAAACAUUUUUUCAAUACAACAAACCCUCUGAAUAUUUUUGCAACACCAGAACAGCUUGAUCGAGCGAAAGAAAUUGUAACAAAAUACAGAUCCGGCCAAUCACUUCCGGAUGGGACGUCGAUGGACGAUGUUUGGACAGCCAAGCAUUUGUACGACUCAGCAUUUCACCCAGACACCGGUGAGAAGAUGUUUGUUCUGGGACGUAUGUCGGCGCAGGUACCGUGCAAUAUGAUGAUCAAUGCUGGCAUGAUGACGUUUUACAAAACAAACAUGGGUGUCAUAUUUUGGCAGUGGAUCAACCAGUCUUUCAACGCUUUAGUCAAUUAUACAAACAGAAGUGGAGAUUCAGAAAUAAGUGUCAAUGAGGUGGGAAUGUCUUAUCUUCUUGCUACAACUGGUGCUCUAGUUACAGCUCUUACUCUCAAUAAGCAAGUUAAGAAUGCACCUCCUCUGAUUGGUCGGCUGGUGCCAUUCACUGCAGUUGCAGCUGCUAAUUGUAUCAACAUUCCAUUCAUGAGAAGAAAGGAGUUGACAGAUGGUGUUCCAGUUGUGGAUGCCAACAACAACAGAAUUGGAUUGUCGAAGGUCGCCGCCAAAGAGGGAAUAGCUCAGGUUGUUUUCAGUCGGGUGAUGAUGGCUGUACCACCACUUGUAAUACCACCUAUAAUCAUGAACACUUUAGAAAAGAGAGGGAUCUUUGCGAGAUAUCCAAAACUUCCUGGUCCCAUGAAUCUAGUACUUUGUGGUUUUAUACUGACAUUUGCCACACCAAUGUGUUGCGCCAUCUUCUCUCAGAGGGCCGCAAUUCCAUUGAGUCGAUUGGAAGAUUCUUUGCAGGAAGCAGCCAAGAAACUAGAUCCAAACACAACAACCGCUUAUUAUAACAAAGGUUUAUAAAUGCAACAAAAGAUCGAUUUUAAUAAUAUUUGAUCAUAUCAGUCAAUUACAAGAAAUGAAAUUUCAAAUUAUAACACAAAUUUUAUGAAUAUUAAGAUCUAUGAAUCAUGCCCAAUACAUGAAAAUUACACUGUAAGCAUAUACUCAUACACUAGUAAUGUACAGGUAUGCUAUUAAUAUUGACAUCUAGGUGCAGUAGUAAACUAUCCCUCGGUGUAACAAUGUUACAUUUUUUGUUGGAAAAUAACAAUGGAGAUUCAUCAAUUUAAUUUGAUAUAUCGAUGUAUUGUUGUCCUAUAAAUAAUAAUUGUUGAAAGAAAUGCAUUUUUCAAUAAAAUACCAUUAAAUAUGUGAACUGCUUAAACUUUAUAGAAUGAAACAAUAGUUUUUGUAAGUAGUAUAGGACUAGACUACUUAGAUGCAGAUUGUAUGUUUUCCAUUGUAAAUAUUUGUUUUCCAUUGUAGAUAUAUGUUUUACAUUGUAGUUGUUGACACAGAAUGAGAUUAAAAUUCUCUAGUUCACUUUUUUGUUCAAUCAAUUUAUAAAUUAAAAAAAA
Molecule: messenger RNA, 1817 nt
Organism: Nilaparvata lugens (brown planthopper)
Lineage: Eukaryota; Metazoa; Arthropoda; Insecta; Hemiptera; Delphacidae
Gene: Sfxn1-3
Product: sideroflexin-1-3
Exons: 8
Coding region: 295-1260 (321 amino acids)
Biological process (GO): monoatomic ion transport; serine import into mitochondrion
Cellular component (GO): mitochondrial inner membrane
Molecular function (GO): monoatomic ion transmembrane transporter activity
Source: RefSeq, a predicted model, not a curated record